AUGGCCGGCAGCGUCCGUGGGGCACCAAGCCCUCCCGCGGCCGCUUGCGGCGACAACGGUUACGGCGGGCAGGUCCGCCGCCUUCGGGAGAAUCUCUGGGACAGUGAAACAAAGAGGUUGGAGUUGGAAAGAAAAAUGCUUGAAUACACCAUAUGUGAUACCCGCACAACUAAAAUGAAAUACAGGAAGCUAAAAAAAUACCUAGAAGAAAUAUGUGAACGUCAGAAAAAGUCUUUGCUCCGAAACCAAGACUUGUUGAAGGAAUUUGAUUGCAUUGAAGCUCAAAUUCAGAAGUUUGCUUCAAGAUCAGAGUGCCUUCAGAGGCUGAAGACAGAGUAUGAAGGAAGAUUUAAGGGAGAGCAGAUUCCUGACAGAAAAAAUAUUUCAAAAAGCAGUAAGAGUGAUGUUAUGAAACACCAGAUGGUGCCAGAAGUAAGACAGACAGGAAUUAACAGCAGGACAGCCAUGUCAAGAGGACUGUAUCACACAGCAACAAUCUUUAUGGGACGCCAAAUGUCAGCUGUCUCAAGCGUUGAAGAUUUCAGUGUGCCGCCGAAAUCUUCUGAGCUCACAAAGAGCUUUUCAAUUUCUGACCCACAUUCACAUAGACAACCAUCACAGAGCAGUUAUGUGACAGACAGCUGUGUAGUACGAAGUAAUAGUGAUCUACAGCGCUCAAAUAAGUCUGACAAAAUAGAUGGAAAGACAUAUCUGCUGAUGGGCAAGGAAACGCCAGUCACAUCCAGUGUAUCAUAUGAGAAUGAAAGAACUUGCUGUUUAACAGUAGAAAGCAAGACAAAUAAUUGCAGUAGUAAUUUUGUGGAAAGCAAAAUGUCUCCUGAACUUAACUCCCUGUUACAUGGAAGAUUAAGCCCAGAGAACAGAACCACCGAUUUAAAAAGUGACAGUUCCUGCAAAUCGUUGGAAGAAAUACUGACACAUGAGUACUCUGUACGAAAUGAACAAGGAUCUAAACGGCCGAUCUUAUUGGUGUGUCGCCCUGAGCAGCUUGUUUCUGGAAAUGAGCACUCGAGAGCAAAAUUCCCAGUUCCUGAGGACAGUCUGAUGCUGGACAAAAAUGCACAGGAGAAAGAAGGUGAAAGUUCAGGUGGAAGUAGUGACCUUACUGUUUCUUUCAGUGAAGAGGAUGAAGAAGGGAAACCAUUAAAACUACAGGAAUUAGGCUGCAGCACACCAUAUAAUGAAGAAGAACUUCCAUGUUCACAAGCAUUAUGUCAUUAUAGCUCAAGUGGAGGCUCAUCUGCUAGUCUCACAAUAAGAAAAUCUUUGACCUUUGAAGGAUUUGCUCAUGUCUUGACAUUCAUAGAGCAGUUUGUGGCCACAGCAGAUCAGGAACACCGGAUGUUAUACCAGAGGAAAGCUGUGAAUACAGUAGAGCUGGAGACCCUUAUAAGGUUCAAAUAUUAUUUUCUUUUAACUGGGAGACAUACAGAACAUGAUGAAGAUGCUUUCAAGGUGCCCCCUCCUCUUAAAGGGAUCCAUGUGUUCUUGCCCUGUGCGUGUUCAGUUUCACAACUGUGUCCAAGUCUGUUUGGGUAUAGUCACAGAAGCACUGAUGUCAAUGUAUUUCCUAACCCAUUUAAAAUUACCUUUUAUAGGGAUGAAAACCAAAGGGGAAUGGUAUCAACAAUAAAAUCCAAAGCCUUCUGGGGUGAUUCUGACGACAGUAACUCUGAGAUUGAAGAAGCACUGCGUCCUCAAGUGCAUUCCUCACAAAAAGAUGAAUUUGAUGACUUCUAUGAUUGAGGACCAACAUUUCCCACACAUACAUGUGCUAAAAAGCUCAGAGGAAGUUUUUCCUAGGGGGCGAUUUAGAACCAAGGUGAACUUAAUGCUUUUCCUUCUUUGAAAUUCACAAAACCUGGGCAGGGGGCACACAAAUAAAUUUGAAACAGGAAAACUGAGGGGAGGGUACUGUUUUCCUUCCCUCUUUGUUGCUGAUUGCUCCACGAAAAGCAGGUGGGUGUUUUCUUCAAAAAAGUCUAACAAACUACAGUUAUAUGCACUUACCUAUAAUGUGCAGUUGGACCAAAUUUAAGGGGGAAACAGAUCUGUUAUUCACAAAAUUACUAAUUGUGUGAUGUUUAAGUGAUUAGCAGUCAUGGGAGGGUUUAUGUGACCCAGACCGAAACCAUGCCCUGCUGCAGUACUGGUCCAGAUUUCUAUUCAUUUCUGUCCUAAUGCCCCCCUGCAAUUUUGCCCUUUUCCAUUGGGAUGUAGGAAUAAACCAUAUUAUUUCAGAAAUCAAAGUUUCAGAUGUGUGUCUCAGCCACAGAAUGUUUUCUAUUGUAUUUACUUUGUCUUGCUCUAAUAAAAUGCACUCUUGACAAUGUA
Lacerta agilis (Sand lizard) is the source of this 2355-nucleotide messenger RNA. It is a transcript of the gene KIZ, whose product is annotated as kizuna centrosomal protein. Lineage: Eukaryota; Metazoa; Chordata; Lepidosauria; Squamata; Lacertidae. The coding region runs from base 1 to 1767 and encodes 588 amino acids. The record is from RefSeq and is a predicted model, not a curated record. The transcript is spliced from 9 exons. Gene Ontology annotation, cellular component: centrosome. Gene Ontology annotation, biological process: spindle organization.